Molecule: messenger RNA, 446 nt
Organism: Galeopterus variegatus (Sunda flying lemur)
Lineage: Eukaryota; Metazoa; Chordata; Mammalia; Dermoptera; Cynocephalidae
Product: calcium-binding protein 39-like
Exons: 4
Coding region: 42-446 (134 amino acids)
Biological process (GO): intracellular signal transduction
Molecular function (GO): protein serine/threonine kinase activator activity
Source: RefSeq, a predicted model, not a curated record
GAAGCAGACGGAGUGCAGCGGAGGCCUCUGUUGCUGCCGUCAUGCCGUUCCCAUUUGGGAAGUCCCACAAAUCUCCAGCAGACAUUGUGAAGAACUUGAAGGAGAGCAUGUCCGUUCUGGAAAAGCAAGACAUUUCUGACAAAAAAGCAGAGAAGGCUACAGAAGAAGUAUCCAAAAAUUUGGUUGCCAUGAAAGAAAUUCUGUAUGGCACAAAUGAGAAGGAGCCACAGACAGAAGCAGUGGCUCAGCUUGCUCAAGAACUAUAUAAUAGUGGGCUCCUUGGCACUCUGGUAGCUGACUUACAGCUCAUUGACUUUGAGGGCAAAAAAGACGUGGCUCAAAUAUUCAACAAUAUUCUCAGAAGACAAAUUGGUACAAGAACUCCUACUGUUGAAUACAUCUGCACCCAACAGAAUAUUUUGUUCAUGUUAUUGAAAGGGUCUUGA